This is a messenger RNA of Antechinus flavipes (yellow-footed antechinus), 1419 nucleotides long. It is a transcript of the gene NPRL2, whose product is annotated as NPR2 like, GATOR1 complex subunit. Lineage: Eukaryota; Metazoa; Chordata; Mammalia; Dasyuromorphia; Dasyuridae. Gene Ontology annotation, biological process: negative regulation of TORC1 signaling; positive regulation of autophagy; cellular response to amino acid starvation. Gene Ontology annotation, cellular component: GATOR1 complex; vacuolar membrane. The transcript is spliced from 12 exons. The record is from RefSeq and is a predicted model, not a curated record. Bases 166 to 1308 code for a protein of 380 amino acids. Gene Ontology annotation, molecular function: GTPase activator activity.
CUUGGAGAGUGGGCGGGGCAAGGCUAGGCUCGCGCGCUGCCUGCUACUACGCAGGCGUCCUCAGGAGCCGGCUCUUUUUCUGUACUAAUUCAGCGCCCCCUCAGGAGGCCAGGUGGGGCCCCUCCCCGGGCCUUCUGCAGGGUCUCUGCGGCACGGCCAGCCAGCAUGGGCAGCAGCAGCAGGAUAGAGUGCAUCUUCUUCAGCGAAUUCCACCCCACGCUGGGCCCCAAAAUCACCUAUCAGGUCCCCGAAGAUUUCAUCUCCAGGGAGCUGUUUGACACGGUGCAGGUGUACGUCAUCACCAAACCCGAGCUGCAGAACAAGCUGAUCACCGUGACAGCCAUGGAGAAGAAGCUGAUUGGCUGCCCUGUGUGCAUCGAGCAUAAGAAGUACAGUCGCAAUGCACUGCUCUUCAACCUGGGCUUCGUGUGUGAUGCUCGAGCCAAGACCUGCGCCCUGGAGCCCAUUGUUAAGAAGCUAGCCGGUUAUCUCACCACGCUGGAGCUGGAGAGCAGCUUUGUGUCCACAGAGGAGAGUAAACAGAAGUUAGUGCCCAUCAUGACCAUCCUCCUGGAGGAACUCAAUGCCACGGGCAGAUGCACUCUACCCAUAGAUGAAUCUAAUACCAUCCACCUGAAGGUCAUUGAGCAGCGGCCUGACCCCCCUAUCGCCCAGGAGUAUGAUGUCCCCGUUUUUACCAAGGACAAGGAUGAGUUCUUCAACUCUCAGUGGGACCUCACCACGCAGCAAAUAUUGCCCUACAUCGAUGGUUUUCGACAUAUUCAGAAAAUUUCUGCUGAGGCUGAUGUCGAGCUCAACCUUGUACGGAUCGCCAUCCAGAACCUGCUGUACUAUGGGGUGGUGACCCUGGUAUCCAUCCUUCAGUAUUCCAACGUGUACUGCCCCACGCCCAAAGUUCAGGACCUGGUGGAUGAUAAGUCACUCCAGGAGGAAUGCCUGGCCUAUGUCACCAAACAAGGGCACCAACGAGCCAGCCUGAGAGACGUCUUUCAGCUCUACUGCGGCUUCAGCCCCGGCACUACUGUCCGAGACCUCAUCGGCCGCUACACCCAGCAGCUGCAGCACGUGGACGAGAGGAAGCUGAUUCAGUUUGGGCUCAUGAAAAACCUGAUGAGGCGGCUGCAGAAGUACCCCGUGCGCAUCACGGCCGAGGAGCGCAGCCACCCCGCCCGCCUCUACACGGGCUGCCACAGCUACGACGAGAUCUGCUGCAAGACUGGAAUGAGCUACCGGGAGCUGGACGAGCGCCUGGACAACGACCCCAACAUCAUCGUGUGCUGGAAGUGAAAUCCCUGCGGACGGGCGCCGCAGCAGCCCGCACCCCCCACAGCCUGCGUGGGAGCCUCGGGGGCUUCGGGACUCUCGGCCGGGCUGGGUCAAUAAAGCGUCUUUUCUGUC